CCUCCUCUCCAUUUCCUUCUAGAAGUCACUCAAAUCCAGAGAGAGAGAGAGAGAGGAUAAUAUGUUUCAGAAGAUAACAAUUGAAGGUGAUAAUCCAUGUCCCCUCUAUUCUCCUUCAUUUUUCAAUACAUCAUACAUCAAAACAGAGGAGAACAGAGACAAACAGAGCAACCCCAUUUGAAUUCAAUGCAAUCAUCAUUCACAUUCUCUCAAAACCUCAUAGGGUUGUUUGUAAUAUUUAUUUUAAUUCUCUUUCCCUUUUCAUCCGCCGAUCGCAAGUCCGAAACCAGCCUUAUCUGCGGCUCUUCUAAGCACAUUGACAAUUCCUACGUACCAAACAUUGUGAAAGUCAUGGAUUCUCUCCAAAAACAGGUCGGUUCUCGGAACUGGGGAUGCGGUUUCAUCACCUCCCCAUUGCUUCAGAUAUAUGGAUUAGCCCAAUGUCAUGAUGAUCUUUCUAGUCUUGAUUGCAAAAUCUGUUUUUUCCAAGGCAGAGUCAAACUCCCACGUUGUCUCCCUGCCACUUCUGCUCGAAUCUAUCUUAAUGGUUGUUUUAUUCGUUACGAUAACUAUAACUUCUUUCAUGAAGCCAUUGAUCCCAUGAAUGAUGCUGUGGUAUGUGGUGAGCCAACAAAUGCUUUGACAGAUAGCUUUUUGCACAUGGAGUUCAAGCAACGCUUGGCAGCAGCGAUCCAGAAUGUCACUGCAAUGGCACUCGGGAAUGGAACAUUUGCAGCUGCGGAGGCAAAGGGAAGAGUUUUUUCCGUUUAUGCUUUGGCACAAUGUUGGAAUACGCUUGAUAAGGAUGAGUGUAGAAAGUGCCUGGUGAAAGCAGGCUCAAAAUUAAGUCAAUGUGCUCCUGGCUCGGGGGGCAGUGCCUUUUUUGCUGGUUGUUACAUUAAAUAUUCUACACAGCAUUUUUUUAAGAAAUCCGUGGAAUCAAAAGCUCGUUAUGACAACACUGGAAUCAUAGUUGCAGUUACUUUAUCGACAAUUGUGGUCGUCGUGCUAGCUUCUUUUGGUGCUUUUAUAGGUUAUGAGAGAUUGUCAAAGAGGAAAGGAGACAAAACCAAUCUCCGCCUUUCACCGAACUCUAGUUUAAAUUUCACUUAUGAAGUGCUUGAGAAGGCAACUGAGUAUUUUGAUGACUCGAGGAAAUUGGGCCAAGGAGGAGCUGGUUCUGUUUUUAAAGGAACUCUCCCAGAUGGAAGAACGGUUGCAGUUAAGAGAUUGGUCUAUAGUACAAGGCAAUGGGUUGACCAGUUCUUCAAUGAAGUUAACUUGAUCAGUGGUAUCCAACACAAAAACCUUGUCAUCCUUUUGGGUUGCAGCAUUGAAGGCCCUGAGAGUCUUCUUGUUUAUGAAUAUGUACCUAACAGGAGCCUUGAUCAGAUUCUUUUCAUUAAGAACACAUUACAUAUUCUCAACUGGCAGCAGCGGUUUAAUAUUAUCCUAGGAACAGCCCGAGGACUUGCAUAUCUACAUGGAGGUUGUGGAGUGACUAUCAUUCAUAGAGAUAUCAAAACUAGCAACAUUCUUCUUGACGAGAAGCUUACUCCAAAGAUUGCUGAUUUUGGACUUGCACGUUGUGUUGCCACCGACAACACCCAUAUUAGCACUGGCAUUGCAGGAACGUUGGGAUAUAUGGCUCCUGAAUAUCUUGUUCGAGGGCAGCUAACAGAGAAAGUUGAUGUUUAUGGUUUUGGGGUUCUACUUCUUGAGAUUGCAACUGGUAAAAAGAACAGUGUGUUCUCACAGGGAUCAAGUUCAAUUCUGCAUUCUGUUUGGAAGCAUUACAAAGCUAAUACAAUUACAGACAUGGUUGAUCCUGGCUUAAGAGGUAUGUUUUCCCAGAAACAGGCAGAAAAGGUGCUUCAAAUAGGACUUCUAUGCACACAAGCUUCUUCAAGGCUAAGACCGUCCAUGAAUGGAGUAGUACAGAUGCUCACCAAUGCCCAAUGUGAAAUCCCCUCUCCAAAGCAACCUCCAUUCCUGAAUGCUAGCGUUCUGAGUCCAGAUGGCGGUGCAGACAGCUGCAUCACGGAAGUAUCACUUACAUGUAAUUCAGUGGUAAAUCAGCAAACAACCUCUCAUGAAGCACUCUUGGGUGACCCCUCCAAAUUCAGACGCUACAGAUAGUCCCAGAUCAAGAAAUUCUUCAACACUUGAACAACCUGAGACAACGUAGAUCCUGUCAAAUACUCACACGUGUUGGGAAAAUAUGCACCAUUUUGUAUCAAAGAUACGCAGCUGGUCAAGACCCACCUCAAUUCUCUAGCAAGAACCUGAAGUGGGUUCAGUGAGAUUCCAUCGGGGUCCUACUAGUAAUCUUAUUCGUUAGACUCCCUGAGAAGUGCUAGCAAAAUGAGAUGUGAUUUGGAGUUGAAGACAUGGAAGUUGGAAAACUUUGUCCAUAUGAAAUGGAUAGACAAUAUUGAAAAUAGUGUAGGUGCUGCUUUUUGUGAACAAGAGUAGUAGUUAUGAAUCAUGUAGACCAUUCCCAUGAAGGUGGUGAGGAGAGGGCCCCGAUUGAUAGAAAAGAACCUGCAAGGGGGUUAUCUUGCUCUUGGAAGAAAAAUAUUUUGAAUAGAAGAGAGGAUAGAGAUAGGUUUUUAUUUUUUUCAACAAAACCUCUUGUAUUCUUGGGUCUUCUCUUUCCCCCAUUGAUAAUAUGUCAUAUGCAAGCACACAGAAAACCUUCAUACUCA
Populus nigra (black poplar) is the source of this 2708-nucleotide messenger RNA. Its product is annotated as cysteine-rich receptor-like protein kinase 1. The transcript has 6 exons. Lineage: Eukaryota; Viridiplantae; Streptophyta; Magnoliopsida; Malpighiales; Salicaceae. Gene Ontology annotation, biological process: protein phosphorylation. Gene Ontology annotation, molecular function: protein kinase activity; ATP binding. Bases 97 to 2139 code for a protein of 680 amino acids. The record is from RefSeq and is a predicted model, not a curated record.